AUGGCGUCAGAAGUGAACGAGUGGUACAAAGGACGGAGUGUCUUAGUGACUGGUGCCCUGGGGUUAAUGGGCAAGGUGUUGAUUGAGAAAUUGCUAUACAGUGUACCUGACGUCGGCUGCGUGUACGCACUGGUACGGUCGAAGCGAGGCAAGUCGCCGGAGACACGCAUCGAAGACAUGUGGAAACUGCCUCUAUUCAAAAGAAUAAGAGAGGAGAAGCCACAUGUUAUGAAGAAGCUGAUCCCAGUAACUGGCGACAUCAUGUACAAUGAACUGGGCAUAUCUGCUGAGCACUUGAAGAAUAUCUACAAUGAGGUGUCAAUAGUAUUCCAUUUUGCGGCCAGCCUGCGUCUAGAAGCGCCACUAAAGGAGGGUUUAGAGAUGAACACAAACGGCACCCUGCGAGUCCUGGAAAUGGCUAGAAAGAUGAAAAGCCUCGUCGCUUUCAUACACUUAUCUACUGCCUUCUGUUAUCCAGAUUAUGAGAGAAUGGCUGAAAAGGUGUUCGAUCCCCCAGCGGAUCCGCACGAGGUGCUCCGCGCAGCAAGCUGGCUGACGGAGGAACAGCUGAACCUUCUAGCACCUUCCAUCUACCAGAAGCAUCCGAAUUCCUAUACGUACUCCAAGAGAUUGGCUGAAGCUCUGGUCCGAGAGAGCUACCCGAGUUUGCCUACUGUUGUUGUUCGCCCUAGCAUAGUAACUCCAUCAUACAAGGAGCCUAUUCCAGGCUGGGUGGACAACCUGAAUGGACCUAUUGGCCUCAUGGUGGGCGCUGGUAAAGGCGUUAUCAGGUCCAUGCAUUGCUAUGGACACUACCAUGCGGAGGUCAUUCCCGUUGACAUAGCUAUCAACAGCAUCAUUGUCAUCGCCUACAAGACUGGCAAGGAUACCCAAAGGUACCCAGAAAUUCCAGUAUACAACCUAACGACUGGAGACGACCGCAACACAACGUGGAAGCAAGUCCUAGACAUUGGCAAGGCAACAGUUCGCAAAUUCCCAUUCGAAGGUCCUCUCUGGUACCCCGACGGGAACAUUAGACACAACAAGUUUAUACAUGACCUGUGUGUCUUCUUCUAUCACAUUAUACCUGCCUACUUCAUUGACUUCCUCAUGUUUUUGUUCAGACAGAAGCGAUUCAUGGUCCGAAUUCAGAAUAGGAUCUCCAUCGGUUUGGAAGUUCUCCAAUAUUUCACGACUCGAGAAUGGUGGUUCGAUACAAAUAACUUCAAGUCUUUGGUUAAUAUACUGAACCCUGUUGAUAAGGAGACGUUCCCAAUGGAUACGACCAUUAUAGAGGAUGAACCCUACAUAGAGAGCUGCAUGAUUGGAGGCAAGCUGUACUGCUUGAAGGAAAAACUGGAGAACUUGCCAAAAGCCAGAUUGCAGAACCAAAUACUGUACAUCAUGGAUCGCUUGGUAUCCUUAUUCUUCUACCUCGUGCUGCUGUACUGGAUCGUAUCUUACUUCGAACCAGCUCGGGAACUGCUCUCGUACGGCGGCCCGGCCGUUCGGUACCUACCAUUAGUUGGCAAAGCAGUAUUCAAAGAUGUGUAA
Spodoptera littoralis (African cotton leafworm) is the source of this 1554-nucleotide messenger RNA. The record is from the annotation of a GenBank genome assembly. Lineage: Eukaryota; Metazoa; Arthropoda; Insecta; Lepidoptera; Noctuidae.